Phyllopteryx taeniolatus (common seadragon) is the source of this 5541-nucleotide messenger RNA. It is a transcript of the gene slc18a3a, whose product is annotated as solute carrier family 18 member 3a. The record is from RefSeq and is a predicted model, not a curated record. Gene Ontology annotation, biological process: transmembrane transport; xenobiotic transport; chemical synaptic transmission. Bases 1862 to 3418 code for a protein of 518 amino acids. Gene Ontology annotation, molecular function: acetylcholine transmembrane transporter activity; xenobiotic transmembrane transporter activity. The transcript has a single exon. Lineage: Eukaryota; Metazoa; Chordata; Actinopteri; Syngnathiformes; Syngnathidae. Gene Ontology annotation, cellular component: terminal bouton; membrane; AP-1 adaptor complex.
CCUUUUGUUUCCAAUAGAUGUCAGUGUUUCUCCUUUCAUUUUUUAUUGUUUAUUUUUUUUAUUUUUUAUUCUAGCGCCGAAUUAAACGAACCAAGGCUGGAUUUGAAAUCUGAGCUUUACAUCUUCCGCACUACUGUAAACUACAUAUUGCUUAACUGAGUACCUUUUUGAAAGCAAAGUACAUUUAUGGGUAAAUUGAGACGAGAUCAUCAUUUUUUUUCAGUAUUUAUCAUUUGAAUGACAUUUUUGUUUGGUGGCGUCCUGUGAGAAUUAUUUGUGUAUUUUUUUUCCUCAUGUGAAAUAUGUGUUUUGCCUCAAUCAAAAUUGAGAAACUGUAUUUGAUGGGAGUAAUUCACAAAUGCAGUGUAUAAUGCUGAAGCUUCAAUUCCGUCAGUUAGUUUUUGGGUGAAGUACUCCAAAGUAAACUAACAUUUCAUAAAACACUUAGGAGAGGCUGCUUAAAAGUUUGCUUUUUAAAGAAAAAUCUUAUUUUUUUUUUUUUAAUGAACCAGAAAUAAACUGGAUCACACUUUUAAAGUUAAUAAAUGUAUAGUAUACUGGUUUAUUUUUCUUACAUAUAUUUAUAUAUAUAUAGUAGACCUAGAUAAGGGGUUUUAGAACUGUUUACAACACCAAAAAAUACUAAAUAAACAAAUACUGCACCACCAUAUUAACCAACAUUAAAAUAAAAUACAUUAGUAUAAUAGACUCAUGUCUUCAUCAGAAAUGAGAUUUUGAUUCCGAAAGGUAUAUGUAAUAUUAUUUUACACAACGGUAAUAAUAUAUGGGAAGGGGAAAAAAACUGUACUUAAAUCGACAUUGAGUGCACUUCUUUGAAGUACCACUAGAGGGAGCCAGCGUAUCACUUAGUGGCGAGCAGAGAGUCACGACAUUUGCAGCAUCCCGCAAUGUUGAGAAAAAUGAAGGUUGUUUUUUUUUUUUUUUUAAUAUACUCAUUAUCAUUCCUUUAAGGAAAUAUUCAAAAACGAAUGAUCAACAAUCAAGAUUAUUAUUAUUGAUCGUGUGGUUUCCCCUCAGCAAAUAUAAAUAUAAAUAUAUCACAUCAUAUCAUUACGUGUACACAAUUGCCCCUGAGUUUCAUUGUUUUUAUCUACAGUACGUUACAAAAGUUUGGACACUAAAACGCUCCGGAAUGACAAAGCCAAACUUUUAUACAAUUUCGAUAGAUUUAACAAUACAACUGAAUUUGAAAUCACACGUCACGGAAACCAGGGACGACCAAAUAUAUUUAUUGUUCAAUUUAUGUGAGAAGCGUUUGGGGGAGGUGAUGCUUGUAAUAACUGUAAAAAAUAAAAAAAUAAAAAUUGAAAAAGUGUGGGGGAGGGGGUGAAUAAAUGCAACUUUGCAAUGAUUUUAAUGAAGAAAUACACUUAGCAAAAAAAAAAACACUUUACAGAAUCUCUGGAGUGUUAUCUCUAUGUGAGUGCGUGUGCGUGUGCGUGUGUGUGUGUGUGUGUGUGUGUGUGUGUGCGUGUGUUUGCUGAGCAUAAAAGGAGCGUGCGUCACUCGCUUCUGCAGAUGGGAGGUGAGCUUUGUCGGGAUUCAACAAGCUUUCCAUUUCCAGAGCGUGUCUCGCUCGGUGUGUCUUCUUAAGAAAAGAAAAGAAAAGAAAAGAAAAGAAAAGAGGAAGAGGAAGAGGAAGAGGGGGGGAGUGGAACGAUGCCUGGGGGGGGAAAGUGAGCGGAGGAGGAAGAGGAGGAUGGCGGUAGAGAAGAAGUUCGGUGUCGAGAUGGUGAAGCAAAAAGGGAGCCUGUAAAGUCCGAAGUGAUCGUCCGUUGAGCGCACACGUUGAAAGCGAGGAGAAGGAAGGAAGGAAGGAAGGAAGGAAGGAAGAAGAGAAAUGGAGCCGGAGGCGAGCGCGGGGCCAGAAGCCCCCAAUUUGGCGCAGACGGCCGCCUCCAAACUCAGCCAGAUGGGCGACAGGAGCAAGCGGCUGGGCAGCGCCAUGCGGGAGCCGGCUCGGCAGAGGCGCAUCAUCCUGGUCAUCGUGUGCGUGGUUCUGCUCCUGGACAACAUGCUCUACAUGGUCAUCGUGCCCAUCGUCCCGGACUACCUGGAGGGGCUGCAGGAGUCGGCGGAGCGCGCGCAAGUCUCGCCCCCUCCCGCCGGCAACGACACGCGGCGGCGAGAGCCCGCCGGGGCCAACUUCGACUUGCAGAUCGGAGUGCUGUUCGCCUCCAAAGCCGUCGUGCAGCUGCUGGUCAACCCGCUGAGCGGCACCUUCAUCGACCGGGUGGGCUACGACAUCCCGCUGGUGAUCGGCCUGAGCAUCAUGUUCCUGUCCACGCUGGUGUUCGCCUUGGCGGAGAACUACGCGACGCUGCUGGUGGCGCGCGGCAUGCAGGGCAUCGGCUCGGCCUUCGCCGACACGUCGGGCAUCGCGCUCAUCGCCGACCGCUACCCGGAGGAGGCCGAGCGCAGCCGCUCGCUGGGCAUCGCGCUGGCCUUCAUCUCCUUCGGGAGUCUGGCGGCGCCCCCCUUCGGCGGGAUCUUGUACCAGUUCGCCGGCAAGCGGGUGCCCUUCCUCAUCCUGGCCGCCGUGUGCCUGGCCGACGGGGCCCUGUGCCUGGCGGUGCUCAAGCCCUUCUCCCAGCGCGAGCGGGCCAACAUGCCGGUGGGCACGCCCAUCUGGCGGCUCAUGACCGACCCGUACAUCGCGGUGGUGGCCGGGGCGCUGACCAUCUGCAACAUCCCGCUGGCCUUCCUGGAGCCCACCAUCGCCAAGUGGAUGGAGGACACCAUGCACUCCAGCCAGUGGCAGAUGGGCAUGACGUGGUUCCCCGCCUUCUUCCCGCACGUGCUGGGGGUCUUCCUGACGGUCAAGCUGGCCGCCAAGUACCCGCACCUGCAGUGGUUCUACGGGGCCGUGGGCAUGGUGCUGAUCGGGGCCAGCUCGUGCACGGUGCCGGCGUGCAAGAACUUCGGCGAGCUCAUGGUGCCGCUGUGCGGGAUCUGCUUCGGCAUCGCCUUCGUGGACACGGCGCUGCUGCCCACGCUGGCCUUCCUGGUGGACGUGCGCCACGUGUCCGUCUACGGCAGCGUGUACGCCAUCGCGGACAUCUCCUACUGCGUGGCCUACGCCACGGGGCCCGUGGUGGCCGGCAAGAUCGUGCACGACCUGGGCUUCGCGCAGCUCAACCUGGCCAUGGGCCUGGCCAACGUGCUGUACGCGCCCGCGCUGCUGCUGCUCAAGAACGUGGCCCGCAUGAGGCCGUCGUACUCGGAGAGGAACAUGCUGCUGGAGGACGGCGCCGCGGGACUCUACGACGCCGUCAAGAUGGAGCAGAAGCAGAAGAAGAGGAAAGGCCCGUGCGCCGCCGCGGACCGCGACGGCAUCGAGACCUUCGCGGGCCGCUCCUUCUCCCAGGAGGAAUCCUCGGGUGGCGAGGGCGCCUGAAGCCACGGCCAACGAGCCCCUCCGUUGUUUUUUCCCCUCCAAAAUAACUGCUUAAUAUCGGUGGUUCUCAAACUUGAAACCUAAAAAAAAAAAAAACAACAACAUACGCUAAUACUCUCCAUGUACCACCAUCACAACAACAUCAUGAAAAAAAAAAAAUAGAUUUGAUUGUAACCCGAUGCGCAGUUUGAACAUUUAACACUGCUCUCAAAUAGAGCACAAUUUAAUUUAAAAAAACAUAUAUGUAUUGCACAUUUAAGGGAAAUGGUAUUUCAAAGUGAAAUACAACUGGACUGUACUUAACGAGCGCACGAUGCUGGAUUUAAAUAGUUUAGGCCACUGUAAUAUUAUGCGCAGUUUGAACAUUUAAUUCAGCAAUUCUUCACUUACCACUAGAGGGAGCCUCCGUACAACUUUGAGAAUCACCGACCGAUAUUAAGAGUCUGAGCAAUUCAUUGUGUUCCACAUCGUAGUUAGGGUUGACCCCGCAGGGCUGUUAUGACUGUGGGGGGAAAAACAAAAAAAACAUAUACACUGAACCCCGCAAAUUCCUAGUUUGGCGUUGAAAAGUUCCAGGAUUUUUUUUUUUUUCCUUUUCAGGAAACAUAUCCGCCAUUAUUCGACGAAAAACCCACCAGUUUUGACUGGCAUCUUGGUGUCAAGCAACUAUGAUCAAGUGAGUUGAGGAGCUUCAUUCGGGCAAAAGUAGUGCUUUGCUGCCAUCCUGUGGCAUCGAUAGGCAAUUCUUAUAUCAUUUUUGCUGUUUGAGGCAAGGCUCAGUGCCAACGGCGAGUGAACGACGAGCUUUCACUGCAGUCGCCUCAUCAUGUUAAUUAGAAUUGUCAAACAAUGAGACCUCCAUUUUUGUGGACUUUCUGCAACUCCUGCUAACAACCCAGGUUAAACUGAGCUCCUCCUUGACAGCGGUAUCACUUCAAUUGACUUCCUUGACACCAAUGACUAGCUUCCGAUUCGCCGGGGAUUUGGCGAAUGUGCUGAAAAUAUGCAGCGACAGUGUUCCAACCGAUAGCCGAGGAUAGAAAGAAAGAGAAAAACAAACAACGCAAAUCGGUGAAAGGGCGCAGUUCGCUGGACUUAGUUUUAAGUUCAAGUGUGUCCUUCCAGCUUCCGCUUUUUGCAGUAGAAAGGAGCCAUGCAGUCAGUGGAGUGGCCUUUUCAAAAACAAAUUUAACAAAAUGAAAAAGUGAUUGUAUCCAUUUACAUUUCGGGGAUUAUAUGUGUUUGUACAUUUCAGUACACACUUGCGGUCAGUUUGCCUUUGAGUUGCACCGCUACGAACUCGCUAGUUAUGCAAAAAUAAUCAAUGUGUCCCUGAAUAUCUUUAUUCUUUGCUUUCUUUCUGUUUUUGACGAUGCAACGCCUCGACGUACGAGCUGCUCCUGUACGUACGUGCGUAUUGGUGUACAGACAUGAAGUGGACAUUACGGUACGUCUCCAAACCGGGUUUCCCAACCUUUAUGGCGCCAAGGCGCGCAUUUGAAAUUGGAAAAAAAGGUCGCGGCACACCACUGAACAAAAAUCAUAAAAAAAGUACACAUCGUCGCUGUCGGCCGGAAUCCUCGCAUCGAGUUAUUAUCGGGUUAGUAUGAUAGCUAACGCUACUGAUGAUGGUUUGCUUGUAAUUAGCUAACGACUGGAUGAAAAAAGUAGUUUAUGUACAAUGAAAAAAAAGUACUUCAUUUUCGCUUGCGAAUGAUUAAAAUGUGGUAAACUGAUGUAAUUGCCCCGCGUUUCCUCGAAAACAAUCAAACAAAAUCUUACUUUAACAUAUUUGAGUGAUGGACAACCCUUGUACAUGUUCCAAUAGUAAAGAAAGUAAGAUCAAUGUCAAGAAAAAGAAUUGUUUUCAGUGUAACAUGGCUUGGUGAUUGUGUACAUGCUAGAUUCAUGGCGUUGGUGCUUUAUGACAAUGUUUCAAUGUUUCGCAACCUUCAUUUUCCAAAAAUGAAAUAAAAAUGUCACUAAAAGUAGGGAUACGCAAACGAUGAUAAUCCAGUCUCAAUUUUCCCGCAAAGCGACUUUGUGGGAAAUCCGGACCUGUUUAAUUGAACAUAUAGUUUGAGAAUUUGUCAUUUUCUGCAAAUAAACACAAAAUGACAAUA